This is a messenger RNA of Cynara cardunculus var. scolymus (artichoke), 1415 nucleotides long. Its product is annotated as protein trichome birefringence-like 25. The coding region runs from base 34 to 1359 and encodes 441 amino acids. Lineage: Eukaryota; Viridiplantae; Streptophyta; Magnoliopsida; Asterales; Asteraceae. Gene Ontology annotation, cellular component: Golgi apparatus. Gene Ontology annotation, molecular function: O-acetyltransferase activity. The record is from RefSeq and is a predicted model, not a curated record. The transcript has 3 exons.
UUGAGGAAUUGCCCCCAAAAUUGCGUCAAUCCAAUGAAGAAGAUGAAGUUGGAUAUGAACAACAAUCAAAUUCCAUCGAAUCUGAAGCAGAAUCAAAUGUUUGUUAAGAUUGCUAUUGGUCUGAUCUUAAUGUGGUUAGCUUAUCACUUCUAUUUCUCAAGUUCGAUUCAGAUUUCCCCCGUCGUUGAAGCCGAUGAUGACCACAGAUUGCCGUCCUCACCGCCUCCGGUGGUGGCUAAUUUGACACUAUCUGGCGAAAUUCCGGUGAAUAACACCAGCAUUCACGAAGACGAAGGUUCAAUGGAAUGUGAUGUUUUCACCGGAGAAUGGGUUAGGGAUCCGACGGGUCCACGGUACACCAACCGCAGCUGCAACACCAUCGAACACCAUCAAAACUGUAUGAAGAACGGCCGGCCUGAUUCCGAUUACUUCUACUGGCGGUGGAGUCCUGUAGACUGUGAUUUGCCAGCAUUCGACCCGAAAUUGUUUCUGGAAUUCAUGAGGAAGAAAUCAAUGGCAUUCAUCGGCGAUUCAAUCACGCGCAACCACGUGCAGUCGUUGCUUUGUAUUCUUUCUCAAGUUGAAGAAGCCGUUGAGGUGUAUCACGAUGACGAAUACAGAAGCAGAAGAUGGUUCUUCGGGUCGCACAACUUCUCUCUUUCGGUGAUUUGGUCUCCUUUUCUUACGAAAGCUAAGAUAUUUGAGGACAAUGACGGGCAUUCCUCGGGUGCGAUUGAGCUCCAUCUCGAUGAGCUCAACUCGGUUUGGGUCGAUGAAUUCAGUAACUUCGAUUACAUCAUGAUCGCAGGUGGAAAAUGGUUCUUGAAAACCGCGGUAUACUACGAAAACAACACGAUCAUCGGGUGCCAUAACUGUAACAAAGCGAACUUAUCGGAGGUCGUGCUUGAUUACGCAUAUCGGAAAGCACUCCAUACGACUCUAGACUUUAUCACGAGAUCGAACCACAAAGUCUACGCGUUUUUCCGGACAACAACCCCCGAUCACUUCGAGAACGGGGAAUGGAACACCGGAGGGUAUUGUAACCGGACAGUUCCAUUCAAAGACGGUGAGAUUGACAUGAGGGAUAUUGAUACGAUUAUGAGAGAUAUCGAGUUGGAAGAAUUUGCGAAUGCCAAAGCGGCUACGAACGGGUCGGUUUUGAGAUUGUUCGAUACAACUCGUUUGUCGUUGUUGAGGCCCGACGGUCACCCGGGCCCUUACCGCGCUUUCCAUCCGUUGGACGGAAAAAUUGGAAAUGCAGAAGUUCAAAAUGAUUGUUUGCAUUGGUGCUUGCCGGGGCCGAUAGAUUCAUGGAACGACUUAAUGAUGAAUUUAUUGGUCCGUGGUGAACGAAUAUAAAAACAAUAACGAAUUUAAGUCUCUCAAAUUGUUGUCCAUAGGGCCAAAAAAUUUGA